GAGCCGGCGGCGGGAAGACCUCGGUGUCGGCUAGGCCCGGGAACCGCACUCCCGCCGGGCCGGGGAGAGGCUGGGGACCGGGCGCAGGCGAGGACACACCGCCCGGCCCGCGGGGACACCCAAGGCGCGGACGGGCCGGCUCAGGUCCGAGGGGAGCCCCGGCGGGGGACGCGCCCACCGGAGGUGCAGCCCCCAGAGCUCUCGGCCGAGCCCACCCGGGUCUGGGGUCCUCGGAGGAGGCUGACGGCCGAGGAGGCGUCCGCCGGGAGCCAGCGCCCGGGCGACGGGGCCAGCGCGAUCCCUGAGGGCGCGGAGGAGCCGGCCGGGCCCCAGGCGGGAGGGAGCCGGGCGCGCCGCCAUGCGCGGGCCGCUGUAGCCGAAGGCGCGGGCCCGAUGGAGCGGGCCGGGGCGCGGAGGCUGCGGGGCGGCCGCGGCCCGCCGGGGCUGCGGCUCGCGCUCGGGCUGGCGCUGCUGCUGGCGCGGCUGCCGUCGGGCCGCGCGGGGGCCCCUGAGGCACAGGAACCCGCAACACCCCGUACGGCGGCCCCGGCCGGCGGCGACCGCUGCCGAGGCUACUACGACGUGAUGGGCCAGUGGGACCCGCCCUUCAACUGCAGCUCGGGCGCCUACAGCUUCUGCUGCGGCACGUGCGGCUACCGCUUCUGCUGCCACGACGGGCCGCGGCGCCUUGACCAGAGCCGCUGCUCCAACUACGACACUCCGGCCUGGGUGCAGACCGGCCGGCCGCCCGCGCGUGCUCGCGACGCCGCCGCGCCCCGGGACCCCGGCCGCGAGCGCAGCCACACGGCCGUCUACGCCGUGUGCGGGGUCGCCGCGCUGCUCGUGCUGGCCGGUAUCGGGGCGCGCUUGGGCCUGGAGAGGGCGCACAGCCCGCGCGCGCGGCGCACCGUGACCAGGACACUGACAGAACUUCUGAAGCAGCCAGGCCCCCAGGAGCCACUGCCUCCGCCUCUGGGCCCCCCUCUGGGGAGCUGUGUCCAGGUGCAGAUGGGUGACAGCCUUCCCCGGGGCUCCCCCCACAACAGCACAGACAAGAAACGCCCCAACAACGCGCCGCUGGGGUCGGCGACACCGGGACCCCCGCGCGGCCCCCGGCUGCAGGGCGGCGGCAGCAUGACGCUGCAGCCCGACUACGCCAAGUACGCCACCCUCAAGGCCGCCGCGCUCAAGGCCGCAGAGGCCUCCCCGCAGGACUUCUACCAGCGGUUCCCCGCGAUCGAGCCCGCCCCAGUGACCCUCCCGGCACGGGCCCCGCGGCCUCCUGAGGACUUGUCAGCGCUGCUCAACGCCUGCCCCUGGGCCCCGCCGGGCUACGCGCCCCCUGCCGGCCCCGCCCCGUCGGGCCACUACAAGGGCUGGACCGCUGGCCGCCCGGCCCGGCCUGGCCCCCGCGGCCACCUGGCGGCUCAGGCCUGCCACGCGCCCCGGCACCAGUUCAGCGUGGAGAAGCUGCCCGAAGGCGUCAGCCCGCAGCCCCCCGGCCUUUACAGCAGCGCGGGCCGCGGACCCCGGCACCUGAGCACCAACAGCAAAGCGGAGGUCACCGUGUGAAGACGGGGCCGCUGGUUCUCCCGAGGCAUCGCAUCGCUGGGAGCCCUCGUCUGCCGGGAGUCGCCAUCGGGUCGGUCUAGGGGCCCAGGCCACGGGCCUGGCGGGGGCCUGGGAGGGGCGCCGGCCGCGGAAGGCUAGCUCUUCCAUCUGCCCAAAGUGGACUGGGGGCCUUGGAGCCUGCAGGGCUAAGAAGGGGCCCACUGGGUAAGGCCAGUGGUUCUGUUCUGGCCCCCCCCCCCCGGGGGCCGGAGUUCCUGGUGUAAAUAGACCCUUUCCUGUGGCUCCCACCCCAGAGAAUAAAAGAGCCCCAGCUUGGCUCUGAGAGGC
This is a messenger RNA of Diceros bicornis minor, 1899 nucleotides long. RefSeq names its product shisa family member 8 (gene SHISA8). The record is from RefSeq and is a predicted model, not a curated record. Gene Ontology annotation, cellular component: AMPA glutamate receptor complex; dendritic spine membrane; postsynaptic density. Lineage: Eukaryota; Metazoa; Chordata; Mammalia; Perissodactyla; Rhinocerotidae. The transcript is spliced from 4 exons. Gene Ontology annotation, biological process: regulation of short-term neuronal synaptic plasticity; regulation of AMPA receptor activity. The coding region runs from base 394 to 1572 and encodes 392 amino acids.